This is a messenger RNA of Salvelinus namaycush (lake trout), 6150 nucleotides long. RefSeq names its product matrix-remodeling-associated protein 5-like. Gene Ontology annotation, cellular component: extracellular region. The transcript has 11 exons. The coding region runs from base 1 to 6150 and encodes 2049 amino acids. NCBI's taxonomy places the organism in Eukaryota, Metazoa, Chordata, Actinopteri, Salmoniformes, Salmonidae. The record is from RefSeq and is a predicted model, not a curated record. Gene Ontology annotation, molecular function: protein binding.
AUGGCUCCCAGUGUGUGUGGUGUGUCUCUGUAUGUGGUGGUGGUGGUGUUAGUGACCCUGGUGUCUCCUGGUGGUGCCUGCCCUCGGCCCUGCUCCUGCUACCAGCCCACUGAACUACACUGCACCUUUAGGUCCCUGCUCACCAUACCACAGCUUCUACCGCAACAUACACUACACAUCAACCUAGGGUUCAACAGUAUCAGCAGGAUCCCAGACAGCUCAUUGGCUGGUCUGAGGAGGCUGGAGCUGCUGAUGCUUCAUGGGAAUGACAUCCGUGAGAUUCCUGACCGAGUGUUCCAAGAUCUGUCCUCCCUUCAGGUCCUGAAGCUAAGUUAUAACAAGCUGAGGGAGAUCUCAGCAGAGAGCUUCUCAGGCCUGUCCUCACUACUGCGCCUCCACCUGGAUCACAACCAGCUGCAGUUCCUGCACCCCCAGGCCCUGCUCCGCCUCCCCAACCUCAGACUGAUCCGACUGCAGGGGAACCGGCUCCACCAGCUGCACCCACAGGCCUUCUGCACUCUAUUCCUACUGCAGACAUUCUGCUACUCUACCCUCAGGCAUCUGGAUGUGUCCAACAACAGUCUGACUAUCCUGCCUAGAGACACACUGAGGACUGCCCCUCUUCUGGAGUCCCUGGCUCUGCAGGCCAACCCUUGGACCUGCGAUUGCAGCAUGGCUUGGAUGCAGGCCUGGAGCAUCUCUCACCCAGGGGUGUUGAAAUGUCCAGGGCCGCAGUGCCCGGUCUGUGCCUCACCCAAACACAUGAAGGGUCGUGGCCUUUUGCAGCAGAAAGACCUAUCCUGCACCUCGCCUGUCAUCUCCACCAAUCCCAGAACCUCAUCUCAGGAGGAUGGCGAAGUUCAACCAAUAGAAACCUUUAGAGAGGCUUUAGGCAACGCCUCCCUGGGGAUGUCCGACCAACAGGGGAAUGCCGUUGAUCUGAAGUAUCAAAUCGGUCCUUUCUUGUCCUUCAGGUACAGACAGACAGCAGAGAAGGAGGGCUACUACCAUACAGGGGUCAGGGCCAGUAUUCAAGCCCAGCCUGCCUGGUUACUGCAGCCCCAUGUCAGUCUAGAGCUCAACAGAGCUCAGUCCAGCACCCACAUGGUUAAACUGACCCUGUCCACCCUGGUGUCUGCCCCCCCAGACCCCCCAUCCCCACACUCCUGGGUCCUCAUCCAGACCAACCACACCCACACAGCUUUUACUGCAGCUGCAGAGAGACAGAUCCACCUGCCCUGCCCUGUCCUCAGCUCUAUUGGAGACCUAAGCUCUGGAGACCACAGGCUCCAAUGGGUUUUCCCAGAUGGUUCAACAGUCUCCUCUCCCUACCGCAGCUCAGAUGGUAGGGUCCGGGUGUCUGGCCAGGGGCUGGUCCUGCAGAGAGUGGAUCACUCUGAUGCUGGACUGUACUAUUGCGUGGCCCGGGCGGGGGGAGAUGUUGACGUUCUCCCCCUCCGUCUGGCGGUGGUAGAAUCAUCCAAUCCUCCCCCAGGGGAGGAGCUAGGCCCUGCUGUGACUGGAUUGGUUGGAGACCCUGUCAGUCUGCCGUGCGAGGCCUCUGGUACACCGAGGGUUGAGGUGAAUUGGGUUCUUCCUGGCGGGAGAGUGAUAGGGAGUAGGAACGAGGGGAGGAGAAAGGAUGAGUCAGGGAUGAAUGUCUUGGCCAACGGUACCCUGUCUCUUCCCAUCCCUGCGCUGGGAGAUGCAGGCCUGUACCGGUGUGUAGCGGUGAACCAGUACGGUGCUGACUCUCUCUCCACCAGACUGACGCUCACCCCGCGUCCUUCUGACACCUCAUCACGUAUGAGAUAUCCCAUGAGGCCACAAUCUGUGGCGGGGGUGUCCAACAGGGUACGAGCCCCUCUACGGGGUGAGGAGAUUGAAGAGGGGGGCUCAGGAGAUGAUGAGGGGGAGAACAUACUGCCCACCAGGGCAGGUUACAACAGGACAUGGCGUCCCCCCAUCAGAUCCCACAUGGUGAGGAUGGAGGGAAGCAGACCACCCCAAAAGGGCAAGAAGCCCUUGAGGAGAGGCUUCCCUGUGGAGCAGAGGAGGAACAGGUUGGAGGGACGGCGGAACUUUAACCUGGCCAAGCACAAAAUAGACCCUCAGAAAUGGGCCGACCUGCUGACUAAGAUACGUGGAACAACACCUACUGGUACUGAGAAAGAACCCAGUGAGAUAGAAUCCAGUGAGAUAGAACCACUCUACCCAGAAACUAAGGAAGAACCCAGUGAGAUAGGACCACCAGCGACUGAUGAAGAAGAACCCAGUGAGAUAGAACCACCAGCAACUGAAAAAGAACGCAGUGAGAUAGAACCACCAGCAACUGAUGAAGAAGAACCCAGUAAGAUAGAACCACUCUACCCAGAAACUGAGGAAGAACUCAGUGAGAUAGAACCACCAGCAACUGAUGAAGAAGAACCCAGUGAGAUAGAGCCACCAACAACUGAUGAAGAACCCAGUGAGAUAGAACCACUCUACCCAGAAACUGAGGAAGAACCCAGUGAGAUAGAGCCACCAACAACUGAUGAAGAAGAACCCAGUGAAAAAAACCCACCAGCAACUGAUGAAGAAGAACCCAGUGAGAUAGAACCACCAGCAACUGAUGAAGAAGAACCCAGUGAGAUAGAGCCACCAACAACUGAUGAAGAACCCAGUGAGAUAGAACCACCAGCAACUGAUGAAGAACCCAGUGAGAUAGGACCACCAGCAACUGAUGAAGAACCCAGUGAGAUAGAACCACCAGCAACUGAUGAAGAACCAAUCCCCACCACCAGAGCUCUCUCCAGCUCCCCAAAGACCUCCACACCCACCACAGACAGUCAGGCUGGACUCAACCCUGAGUCCACCCUUCCUCAUUCCCCUCCCGCGUCUCCAGCCCAUAGUGUGACUGCCCAACACCCCCCUCAGACCUCCGUCUUGCGUGUCCAGCCCCGUAUCGCUCCCCCUCACAUGCGCCCCAUGUCUGUCCCAGCUGAGAUUGAUGCCCUCCUGCCCUGCGAGGCCAUUGGACAGCCUCCUCCAACAAUCACCUGGACCAAGGUCUCCACAGGAGCUGUGAUGUCAGUGGACUACAAGGCAGAGCGUUUCCAGGUCCUACCCAACGGAACCUUUCUCAUCCGGAGCGUGCAGGUCCAGGACCGAGGGACAUAUAUCUGCAGCGCACAGAACUCUGUGGGCCUGGACCGUGCCAUGGUGACCCUGGAGGUCUGGUCCCGCCCACCCCGCAUUCAGCUACCCAACCACAGAGAUGCAACGGUGCACCAGGGGGGUGAGGUGAGGUUAGAGUGUCGGGCUCAGGGGGUGCCGGUUCCUCUGCUAUCCUGGGUGCUACCUGACCGCUCCGUCCUAACCCCCGACCCUAACCCCAACCCUGCCCUUGGCACUCACCCCCGGGUGUCUAUAUUCCCUAAUGGUACUCUGCGUAUCUUGGUGGCCGGCCCAGCAGACAGAGGACUGUAUCGCUGUGUGGCCUCCAACCUAGCGGGGGCUGGCAGUCUGUCAGUCCGACUCCAUGUGUCCUCUCUUCCUCCAGCCAUCCAGGAGCCCAGAGAGGAGAGGGUAACCCGGCCCGCUGGUUUGCCUCUCUACGCCCAAUGCUCUGCCCGGGGAGCUCCCGCUCCCUCCAUCCGCUGGAGGACCCCUGACGGCACAUUUCUGUUCCCCUCUCAAUUCCUCAACGGGAACCUGUUUGUCCUCCCCAAUGCCACCUUGCUGAUACGCAAGCUAGCCACUAAGGACUCUGGGAGCUACGAGUGCCUGGCGACUAAUGCGGUGGGCGGGGAUAAGAGGACGGUGAGGGUGGAGGUGACUGGAGAUGGAGGAGGAGGAGAAGCUAGGAUCCUCUCCACCUCUCCAUCCAGUUCUAUAGUCAUAUAUGGUGAAUCUCUGCUCCUUUACUGUUCAGCAACCGGCAACCCAGAGCCUAGAGUGGUCUGGAGGGUACCUGGCAAGAAACUAGUGGAUGCUCGCUACAGUUUUGACAAGAGGAUGAAGGUGCACAGUAAUGGAACGCUGUAUAUCCAGUCCGUGACGGAGAAAGACGGGGGGGACUAUUUAUGUGUCGCGCGAAAUAAGAUGGCUGACGACUUCCGCUUCCUCCAGGUCACCGUGGCAACAAAGCCUGCUAAGAUUGAGCCAAAGCAGCCAUCAAAUCAGAAAGUGGUAUUGUACGGAGCAGCUCUAAAGGUAGACUGUCUGGCGACCGGCCAGCCCGACCCCGCGGUAAGAUGGAGCCUCCCGGAUGGAACCUCAGUGAAAAGUGUCCUGUUGCAGGUGGAAGAGAGAGGGAGGCGCAGCCGGCGACUGGUGGUUUUUGACAAUGGAACACUGUUCCUCCCCUCGGUGGGGAUGGGGGAGGAGGGGGAGUAUGUCUGCCACGCUGAGAACCAUGGGGGGAGGGACACUAUGAGUGUGAUGGUCAAAGUCCUCGCCUCACCUCCCUCCUUCCCCAGUACCAAAUAUGAGGUCAUCAAGGUGCAACAAGGGGGCGUAGUGGCUCUGAACUGUGGGGCUAAAGGAGAGCCUGUCCCUACGAUCACAUGGCUCUCUCCAAUGAAUCGUGUCCUCCCAGUGGAAGGCUCAGGUCCGGUUGUGGUGCAGCAAGACGGGUCCUUGGUGAUCCAGGGGGCUAGAGGGGCUGACGGAGGAAACUACACCUGCCGAGCCAGCAAUGUUGCUGGGGAGAGGAGCAAGGUGAUGGGGGUGGAGGUGAUGGUGACACCACCCAGCUUCACACUCAAUGGGGCUGGGGGUGGGAUCAAUGGGGCAGACAGACAGAUAGCUGUUGUUAGUGGUAGUGGACUGAGUGCUGUGAUCUCCAUCAGUCAGUCUGCAGGGAGGGAUCAUAGGGUCAGUGCAGGUAAUUGUGUCAGUAAUAAUGGAGACAGUAAAGUAGGGGACCAAAGGGUCUCAGCAGUUAGAGGCCAGACAGUUCUUCUGCCAUGUCCAUCCCAGGGCUUCCCUCUCCCCCGCCUGGCCUGGUUGCUGCCCGGUAAUGGGGUUCUCCCGGUGCCCUACUAUGGCAGCAGACUCACCGUGCACCGCAAUGGAACCCUGGAGCUGAGGGGGGUGAGGGCAAGCGACUCCGGCAUGCUGGUGUGUGUCAAUCGUGGCGAGAGGGGUGAGGCUCGGAUAAUGGUACACCUGGAGGUCUCAGACACAAAGGACACACCUCACUCCAGAGACCCAGUGACCACCGAGAAACCUUGCCCAGUAGGCCCAGUUAGUACAGAGCAACCUCGCCCAGUAGGCCCAGUUAGCACAGAACAACCUCGUCCAGUAGUCACAGUCAGCAGAGAGAAACUUCGCUCAGGAGGCCCAGACAGAGAGGAGACACCUCACCCCAGAGGCCCAGUGACCACAGAUAAAUCUCGCCAGGAGACACCUCGCCCUACAGGCCCAGUCACCAAUGAGAAACCUCACUUAGGAGGCCCAGUCAGCACUGAGAACCCUCUGCCAGGAGUCCCAGUCCAAGGGGACACACCUCACCCAAGAGGCCCAGUGCCAGAGGCAGGGAGGAGUGUUGUCCUGGAAAGGAAGCCUGUGGUCACCAGCAUAUCAGGCUCUCUGGUCAGCAUCAUCAACGGAGACAAUCUACAGCUACCCUGCCCCCAGACAGACAGCCCCAGUCAGGGCUCCAGCCAGACAGAGUCUCUGACCUGGAAGUUGCCCAGCGGGGUGGUCGUGUCUCGAGGCCAGGCGGCAGGGACGGGUCGGUACUCAGUCCUGGAUGACGGGACUCUGAUGGUGCAGCAGGUAUCUGUGUUUGACAGGGGGACCUACUCCUGCCGAUCCACCAAUCAGGACACAUCGUCUAUCCUGACAGUUCCAGUGAUUGUCAUCGCCUACCCCCCUCGCAUCAUCAACGGACCCCCUCCCCUCACCUACACCCGUCCUGGUGUUGCCGUUCAGCUAACCUGCUACGUCAUAGCAACCCCCAGAGCGACCAUCACCUGGGAGAUGCCGGACCAAUCCCAGCUCAGGGUCACAGGUCAGGCCCGUCUCUAUGGCAACCGGUACCUGAGUCCCCAUGGUUCCCUGGUGAUCCAGAACCCGACCAUCAGAGACACAGGGUUCUACCGUUGUUCUGCACGGAACGUCAUCGGAACUGACACCAAGGCGUCUUAUCUACAUGUGAUCUAA